Messenger RNA from Kuraishia capsulata CBS 1993, 633 nucleotides. RefSeq lists its product as uncharacterized. Bases 1 to 633 code for a protein of 210 amino acids. NCBI's taxonomy places the organism in Eukaryota, Fungi, Ascomycota, Pichiomycetes, Pichiales, Pichiaceae. The record is from RefSeq and is a predicted model, not a curated record. Gene Ontology annotation, cellular component: fungal-type vacuole; endoplasmic reticulum. Gene Ontology annotation, biological process: protein folding; protein peptidyl-prolyl isomerization. Gene Ontology annotation, molecular function: peptidyl-prolyl cis-trans isomerase activity. The transcript has a single exon.
AUGAUGAAGAUCAUUUCCGCAAUUUUGGCUGUUUUUGCAGCUGCGUUCUUUUUCAUGAACCAGGUUUACGCUGCUGGAGAUCUACAGGAACUCCCCGAAGUCACCCACAAGGUGUACUUUGACGUUGUUGCCGGUGACGAGUCAUUGGGAAGAAUCGUGAUUGGUCUUUUCGGCUCUGUUGUUCCAAAAACCGCUGAAAACUUUUACCAACUGAGUAUCUCUGAGGAUCCUAAAUUGGGAUUCAAGGGUUCAGCCUUCCACAGAGUCAUCAAGAACUUUAUGAUUCAAGGUGGUGAUUUCACCAAAGGUGACGGAACCGGUGGACAAUCCAUCUACGGAGCAAAAUUUGCUGACGAGAACUUCCAGUUGAAACACGACAGACCAGGUCUGCUUUCCAUGGCCAAUGCCGGCAAAGAUACCAACGGAUCCCAGUUUUUCAUCACCACUGUGGCCACCUCGUGGCUCAACGGAAAGCACGUUGUCUUUGGCGAGGUGCUUGAGGGUCUGGAUGUCGUCAGAAAGAUUGAGAACUCUCCAACUGGAUUCAGAGACGUUCCAAAGGUCCCAAUUAAGAUUGUUGACUGUGGUGAGGUCAAGGAUUCGGAGGAAUCAGAGGUCAAGGAUGAACUUUGA